GAUGAUGCCAUAUCACCAUACUGGAGUGCUAUAUCGCAAGGUGUAUUCUAGUGCUUCAAGCAUGUGAUCCGGUUUGCUCACCGUUGCACUGCUUCCGGCGCUAGUUUGUCGUGUCCGUAUGGUCCAAUCUCCUAUUCUUCGAUGCGCCGCGUGACUCCGAAGCUCACUUCCAUGGUGCUCUGAUUUACCGUGGUUUCACUUGGCUACUAUAAAUGAUUUGAAUCUCACCCAUUGCUGCUGCUUCAUCCCUCUCUUCACCACCAUGCGGGCUGCUAUCUCUCUCGGACUACUUGCAUCUCUCACAGCUGCUGGUGCUGCAGAUGUUAUCAAGCUUUCUGCUCGUAAACCAACGGCACCGCUAAAGCGCAGGUCGCUCCAGCCGACCAAUGUCCCUCUGGAUGAUUUCUUCCUCAACACGGAUCUCCAGUGGUACGGUAACAUCACCGUCGGCACUCCUCCCCAGGAGCUGACAGUCGUUUUCGAUACCGGAAGUUUUACGCUGGAGGUUGCCAGCGUCCAAUGUGGUAGCGCAUGCAGCAACCAGAAACUAAAAUAUGACCCUUCGAAGAGUUCGACCUACGUCGACGGUGGUCAGCAAACCACUCUUGCAUUCGGAACCGGCGUAGGCGUAGAUCCCGUCGUAAACAACGAUUACGUCCUUACAGUAGAAACCGGUACAGAUACUGUAUCUGUUGGUGGGUACACGGUGGAAAACGUAGACCUCUACACCAUCGUGGACCAAACGCCCAAGUUCAACCUUGACCCAUUCAGUGGUAUCCAGGGUUUAUCUCCUGAGGCACAGGGUCUCUUCCAGGGCCUCGUUAACCAGGGCCUACCUUCUUUGUUCGGGAUGUACCUGACUGCUCAGAGCGUUGGAGGUGCUGAACUGACCCUUGGUGGCAUUGAUACCUCAAAAUACUCUGGUUCCCUCACGUACACUGACCUCGCGUCGUCUGGUGGCAACUGGGAGGCUUCUGCGAGCUCCAUCGCCGUCAAUGGACAAACUUCAUCCAACCUCAACUCAAACCAGGUGUUCAUCUUCGACAGCGGCACCAGCAACAUUGUGCUCGACCCCAGCCUCGCCGAUGACGCAAACGCUCUCAUCUCGCCUGACAUCCAGCCCUUCUCUGCCGAGCCCGGUGCAUACGGGAUCCCCUGCAGCAAGAUCUCCUCCUUGCCUGCCGUCAUCGACUUCACCUUCACUUCCCAAUCCGGCAAUGCAUUCAACCUGACUAUCCCCAGCAGCGAGCUCAACGUCGGUCCUUUCGACAGUGACAACUCGACCUGCCAGACCCUCAUCAAUUCGUUGAGCGGUACUAACAUCAUUGGUGGUAGCUUGUUGAAGCACUACUACAGUGUUUGGGAUGUCGGCCAGCAGCGCUUGGGAUUCGCAGCUAACGGACACUAAACGACUUUUGGUAGAAACAAUGACGAAUAAUUAAUGUGUGUGUGUAGAUGCUAGUGGUCUCAAGUGGACAAAUGUACCUCGCAUUGCUAUCUGUUGUCUAGAAGGGAUUCAUUUCUGACGUCGUCUUUCAUUGUACACGAUUUUACGCAAGUCAUUGGAAGGCAAGUAAUGAUACACUGAAGUACUAGGAGCAUAAAUAGUAGGGCCUGCAUAAUG
Serpula lacrymans var. lacrymans S7.9 is the source of this 1624-nucleotide messenger RNA. RefSeq lists its product as uncharacterized. The coding region runs from base 263 to 1408 and encodes 381 amino acids. Lineage: Eukaryota; Fungi; Basidiomycota; Agaricomycetes; Boletales; Serpulaceae. The transcript has 10 exons. The record is from RefSeq and is a predicted model, not a curated record. Gene Ontology annotation, biological process: proteolysis. Gene Ontology annotation, molecular function: aspartic-type endopeptidase activity.